ACUAAUCAGGGAGGUACCUUGAAGUAUAAAUUUACUAUUUACACAGAAGAAACUACUGCACUGAUAAAGAGCUGAAAGAUCUCAGUUUCAGACGGAACUUCUCAACAACAGGGUCUUGUGUAGGCUUGAACUUUGAUUCCCCUGCUUCAGUUUCGUCAAGAUUCUAAUUAAGGGUGGAACUGCAUACCUCUGGAGAAGAUGUUGGUGCUGAAAUGUUCUACCAAAUUACUGACACUGGAGAAAAUAUUGAAGAGUCACUUUCCUGAAUCACUCAAGGUUUAUGGAGCAGUGAUGAACAUAAACCGUGGGAAUCCUUUUCAAAAGGAAGUAGUGUUGGAUUCAUGGCCAGACUUCAGAGCUGUCAUCACCCGGCGACAGAGAGAGGCUGAGGCAGAUAACCUCGACCAUUAUACUAACGCCUAUGCGGUGUUCUACAAGGACAUCAGGGCAUACCAACAGCUCCUGGAAGAACGUGAUGUCAUUAACUGGGACCAAGUUUUUCAAAUACAAGGGUUGCACAGUGAGUUAUAUGAAGUUUCCAAAGCUGUUGCCAAUUCAAAGCAGUUGGAUGUAAAGCUAUCUUCCUUCAAGGCCGUUCAGUUUUCUCCUGUUUCAUCUCUGCCAGACACCCGUUUUCUAACGAGUUCUCCCCCACGCCUAACCCACCUGAGUGUUGCUGAUGCUGAUCUACUCAACCGGACUUGGUCAAGGGGCGGUAAUGAGCAGUGUCUCCGGUACAUUGCCAGCCUCAUCUCUUGCUUCCCCAGUGUGUGUGUCCGUGAUGACAAGGGAAACCCAGUAUCCUGGGCUAUCACAGACCAGUUUGCCACCAUGUGCCAUGGCUAUACCCUACCCGAUCAUCGCAGGAAGGGUUAUAGCCAGCUGGUGGCCCUCACACUGGCCAGGAAGUUGCAAAGCCGGGGAUUCCCCUCUCAAGGAAAUGUCCUGGAUGACAACGUGGCAUCUAUCAGCCUCCUGAAGAGUGUCCAUGCAGAGUUCUUGCCUUGUCGUUUUCAUAGGCUGAUUCUUACCCCCAGGCCUUCCUAGGCAAGCUUGUCUUUAGCCCAGUAAAACUCUAGGAAUUUUCUUACUUUCCCUAAACAUACAUACUCUUGGCUACCAAGGAGGGGAGAAUUAAACCUGAAAUCAGGAGAUUCUUGUGUUGUUGAAAAGGGCCUGGAGAAGACAUGCAGCACCAUUCUGAGAAACAUUAACUAUUCCUGUCUUGGGUUUCUACCAUAAAUAACUGCAGGAGUUGGGGUAUCUGUGGCUGAGAACAGAGGAUGUCUGUCAUCUUUGUCAUCUUUUAGGAUGCACUAUAGGGAAGAAAUUUCUUAAGCCAGUAAUUCAUAGCAUAGUGGAAGAAAUGAUUAUAUGAGAAUAAAUGAUUUAACACAGCAGUUACUGCUUUACUGCUUGGGUUUUGCUCUAUAUGGUGCUCUUACUGCCACAGAAUUCCCCUCUUCCUUGCUAUGUUUCACCAACCUCUAUUACUGCCACCACUGACCUAAUUCUCUGUAAAGUCUUCUGCAUUUUCUCCUUUAAUUAUUUUCUUGACUUUUUUUUUUCACUUCUGUUUAAGACACUAGCCUAUUCUCCCAUGGCAAUGUUCAAAUGCUGCAGGUCCUCACAUUCUAAUGUUUAUCAGAAUCCUUGGAAGGCAGGUGGCAAACAGAUGGCUGGCCCCUCCCCCACAGUUCCUGCUUCAGUUAAGUACAGGGUAGGGCCUGAGAAUUUGUUUUUCCAACAGGUUUCCACUUCUGUGUUGCCUUACAUGCAUGAAGAUACAGGCAUCCUAAUGCUAUAAAUAGAUGUCCUGUAAGUAGGACUAACCCAUAGCCUAUUCCAGUCCCCUUGUUUAUAAUCUGCUUUUCCAUAAGAAACUAAGAUUCAUAUAUUGGUAUAUAUGCAGAGAUACAAAUACAAUAUAAACAUAUACAUAUAUUACAUAUAUGUUUUAUCUAUAUGCAUAUGGUUAUGCCCGUAGAAUUUUGAUAAUGAAUGUUAUCCCUCUUAUUACAUAGGAAGAAUUUGGGCUCCAGGUAAAAUAAAUGGCUUUUUUGAGAUUAUAUAAUUUAUGUUGGAGGCAAAGCCAGAGCUCUGUGAUCUUUAUUUCAGUUUGUACUUUUUAUUAAAUCAUGUAUCUUCUUUAUAAAAAAAUUUAAUGCUUAAAUACUUAGUAUGUUAUUCUAUCCUUGUCAUGAUUUGUUUUCAAUUUGGAUUCCAAUUUCUUUUAUGUAAAUUUUUCAAGGAUAGUACAGGAAGAGACACAAGCUGUGUCUUCCAUUUACAAUAAAAGCAGGCA
Messenger RNA from Heterocephalus glaber (naked mole-rat), 2305 nucleotides. It is a transcript of the gene Glyatl3, whose product is annotated as glycine-N-acyltransferase like 3. Gene Ontology annotation, cellular component: mitochondrion. NCBI's taxonomy places the organism in Eukaryota, Metazoa, Chordata, Mammalia, Rodentia, Bathyergidae. Gene Ontology annotation, molecular function: glycine N-acyltransferase activity. The record is from RefSeq and is a predicted model, not a curated record.